This is a messenger RNA of Paramisgurnus dabryanus, 4018 nucleotides long. RefSeq names its product Kazal-type serine peptidase inhibitor domain 3 (gene kazald3). NCBI's taxonomy places the organism in Eukaryota, Metazoa, Chordata, Actinopteri, Cypriniformes, Cobitidae. Gene Ontology annotation, molecular function: insulin-like growth factor binding. The record is from RefSeq and is a predicted model, not a curated record. Gene Ontology annotation, cellular component: extracellular region. Gene Ontology annotation, biological process: regulation of signal transduction; regulation of cell growth.
UAAACUAGAUAUCGUUUGGUAAACCAGUAUUAUAAACCAAACAUUCACCAUCAAUUUUUUGUGCACCCCUGCCUGGCAUCCAAUAGGACAAGGUGGAAAGGGCGUGAGUGGGGGAGGACUGUGGCUAUUUUCUGCCAGACACAGAUGGUUUUACAGACGCAGAAACACAGUCGGGGAUGCACGGGGACACAGCUCUUGCUAUUCCAACAUCAAAAAUCGCAUUUUGUCAUCUCAUUUAUUUUGGAAAUAUGUUCUUUCUUCAAAUACCAAGUUGAUGUAAACAUUAAUCUGUGAGGAUUUUAAGAUUUAUUUAUUUUUUUGUACUUCUUUUCCAAGUUGACCUUCAUUGAAGUCGCCUUUAAAUCAAUAACCGUGCGUGCUUGGAGAGCAUGAUGAAGACCAUUUUUCAAACCAGCAGAGCUCAUGCUGUUUAACUUUGGAAAGAAAAACAAAAUUUGCGCGAAAAGAGUAUUUAUUGCUUGCACGUCUUGGGCGCAGGACACAAGCCCUAUAAUGUUAGUGUAUGUGAUCGUUUCUGCUGUGUUAGUCUUAAACGCGAGACCUGCAGAGGGUUUUCCCAAUUACAAAUAUGAUUACAUGGACGAGGACUUGGCCACCUUCGACUACUACAAAGUUGUGGACGAGUUUGACGACAGGAACGGGACGGAGGGGUGCGACACGUGCAUGCCGGAGCUGUGUCCCCCCGCGCGUGGCUGCAGAGCGGGGCUCGUGAAGGACAGAUGCGCCUGUUGCUCGGAAUGCGGCAACUUGGAGGGACAAACCUGUGACCUCGGACACAGAAAUGUCUAUUAUGGGCUGUGUGGAGAAAACCUGGAGUGUCAACUGGACAGACUGGACGGCGAGGAGGAUGAACCGCAGUGUGUGUGUUUGUCUCAACAAACUGUGUGUGGAUCAGACGGACAAACAUACACGAAUAUCUGUCAGUUCAAAGAAGCGGCGUUUAUAAACCCACAACUUAAUAUGACAGAUGGACCGUGCAAGACAGUCCCAAACAUCAAAGUGCCGCCGCAUAAUCAGGUUAAUGUAACCGGGAGCAGUGUGGCAUUUAUGUGUGAGGUGUCUGCGUUUCCCAUGGCACUGGUGGAGUGGAGGAAAGAUGGAAAGGAGGUCAUUUUACCUGGCGAUGAUCCCCACAUAUCAAUUCAGUCUCGAGGUGGCCCUCAGAAGUAUAUGCUCUCUAGCUGGCUGCAGAUUGAAGUGUCAAGUCCGGCGGAUUCUGGCACAUACAGGUGCAUCGCUCGAAAUGAGCUCGGCCAAGUUUCAGCUACUGCAAUUUUAGGGGUGUUGCCGCCAGAUGAGAUGGCUGCUUAUUUGGAACAAAACAUAAAUGCAGUAAUGGACUAUGACCAAAUACAGGACUACGACAGGGAUUAUUACUAAACUUCAGAUCCAAACACCCUGAAGACAAACAUUCUUACUGACUAAGCCUUGGCAAAAUAACAACCAGGCAACGAUUUGUAUAUUCGCACAUAAAGAAUACAAAAAACAUCCCCUCUGGAAUUUAUGGAACAUCUGGGUAGUCACACGCAUGGAGACGGAUGGUGAGGUCGAGUCAAUUCCCAAAGGUACAGGCCUCCGAGACGGAUGAAAAACACAAAAGUGAAGAGAAUUAAGUGGAGCAGCUACCAUAGAUGGCCGGAUAUAGAAAGUGGUGCGGAUCAAUGCCACUUUUGUUCUUCCAAAGCUGUUCUUUAAAGCCCUUGUGACCACUUGGAUAACAAAACACAUGGAGUAGAGAGACAUAAGAAACUCAAGACUGAAUUCUGAGUGCCUUCCAAGUCAUGCCUUUGCGAAAUCAAAUCUAUGAGGGAAGCACUAUUGCCUGCUUUUGCGUUCAGGUGCCAAGUAGACUCCAUCAUUUUUCCAUUCAAAGCAGAUUGCAGAUUGCACUGUAUGUUCCCACAUAUGGCAUCCUUGUGUGUCAUUUGUGACCCAGUCUGUGAAAACCUAGCUCAAGUCAUUUUUGUGAUUUACUGUUUGUACAAAAAAAACCUGUCGGCGAGUCAAAAUCAGGGCUAAAAUCUUGCAGUUUGAACUCGGCAUAAGUGAUGUAAAGAAAAUAUAAUGUUGAUAUAUUUAAUAUUAACUGAGUAAGGUCAUGUCAAAGAUUGAAGUCAAUGUGAAAUCAAACUUUGAUGCUUCUAAUAUCAUAAUUAGAUUAUCUAGCCUGGAUUUCACAUAUUUGGUUGAGCCAGUCUGAGCAUUUGCACAGCUGACUUCAAUGCAUUUUUACUAUCUUCCGUCUAAGGACAUAAAUGCGGUUGUUUUAUUCUAAUGUAAGCUUGUGUAGGUUGCACUUACAGGUCUUCUUUAAUGAAACGCCAUAUGGGAGACACCAUAAGGCUGGAUAAAGAGACCAAAACAUCUUGACUCUGUAAUUUCACCUCUGCUAAGUCGACUGGAGACCUAUAGUUAAGGACAAGGAUACGUUUUUUUAAAUCGUCUGCUCUCCUCAGUCCUGCCCUUUCAUAAAGUUCUCUGGUUACUUAAAAUAAUUAUGGUAACAGCUAUGCAUGUAAUUUUAGGUUAGGUUUUGCUACCGCAUUAUUUAAAGAAUGCAAAAGUUUAACGUAUCGACACCUUGAAUUAGAGGAUCUGUAAGACUUUUGCAUAAAUGUACUGUUAUUUAACAUAUUAUAUACUACACUAUUCUUUCUUUUCGAAAACAUUUUUUGUGUAAUAAACCAAAUGUAACAACAAAUGGUUUCAGAGGCCAUUUGCACGACUUCCACUCAGCAGUCAGCUGUUAAAGCAAUAAGCCUGGAGUCAGAUCUAAAUCAUUCCUUACUGCAAGCACCCGGGGACAUGACUAUUUCCUUUCAUCUGAAACAACCAAACAUUGCAAAGUUCAGGAAAGUGCUGGUGCUGAAACAGACUUCUUUUGGUGUAUCAAAUUUAACUACACACGGUCAAGAUUUUAAGGAUGUUUUAGGGCGGUAUAUACAGUGUAGGGGUGUAGGACUCCCACACCUAGGUCCAAUAAAUAAGCUUUACCAUAGAGGUUCCUAACAUGCCUUGAGGCAUGGCCCACCUACUUUUUUAGGGAUCUAGGCUUAUUGAACAGUUUUUCUAUACCAAACCCCACAUUCCUUCAUGACAGUUCUCAUCCAAAAAGUGCAUAUCUUGUUUCCACCAAUCAAGCAAAAUAGGGUUGGUUUUUCAUAGUGAGUUCUUUACUUUCCAUUUUCUUUGGAAAAAUUGGGGGAACAGUCAGGGGAUUGUGAAAAUCCAGAGCCAGGAGUGAGGGGCUUCCCAUCUUUGCCCAAGUAUCCGCUAAUAUCCUGUCGUGAAAAUACAUUACUGGCACAGAAAAUGAGACCAAAAACAGAUGAGGUCCAAAUACUUAAAGCUGAAAUCCAUGUGCGUAUCCACAAAUUCAAAUAAACAGUAAUUCUGAGAAAUGGCAGUGGACCACCACAUAGAUUCCUCUUUUUGGGUAAAGACAUUCAGAGGAAUUAAUGUAGCUAACCAGACAUAGUUCAUGCUGGAUGAAAACCAAUUAGAAAAUAAAAAUAAGUAAAUGUGGUCAUUAAUUUUCCCCAUUAUGGUCUCCAUCAGUUAACAAAAUCACAACAGGCACUUCAGAUUCCCUGCAGAAUUGACAGCGUGGCUAAUGUUAAACCAUGACAGAAGUUUACAAACGUUUCUACGAUCUCCCACAGUCUCAUUUAAAUAAAGACAAACAGUUCCAGACUCACUUGUCUUAAACAAGUCAUUUCCAUGCUUUUGUUUUCUUUCCAAUUUUGAGACAAAUGAGAUCCAUGUGCUGUAAGAUCAUAGCUCUUGUAAGUGGAUUUACUGCAGACGAUACAAUGAAAUGAGAGCACAACAGAGAGAAUUGAUAUUCAUGGCUGGGGAUAAAAUAACAGACAAAGAAGGAACAGUAAAAAUAAAAAGAAGUCAGGUGAACUUAAAAAACAAACAUCUAAUUAUGGUACACUGUCAGAUAAAAUUGUCAAAAGUGCUCCCAAGUGUCAUUGGGACAGUGCCCUUUAAA